AAAAUUCUCAUAGAUGAGAGUAUGAGAGAACGAAGUAGGAAUCUUAUUGGAGUACGAUGUUUGAUAGUCCUAAUAAAAUUUCCAACAAAAAAAGUAUGGGUGUCGGCGAGGUUUUGCAGAGGAUUAGCGUAGUUUGACACAUGGCUCUUUGAUCAAUGGCUGCCCGCUACUGAUUUAAAUGCCUUCAUCUUCGUAACGCACCAUUCAUCUCGUACUGACGUAUACUACUCCAUUUCCCAGAGUCUCAUCGUUCAGUGCUUCCCACAUCAUCAAUUUUCCGGUAAACUUCGCCGGGAGCCACCGGAGUUUCUUUCACCUUGUAAAGCCUGAUGCUUCCCGUUUCUGAUAAAGAUUCUUCGGCUUCUCAUCUAGUGUUAGAUCGGAAAAACACGUUGUUCAGGUAUUUCUCUUUCUACCACCCCGGCGCAUGGCUUCUACUCUCCGUCGUCCUCCUCCAGUCCUUGCUCCUCUUCUCCGCCCGCUCUCUCCCCAUCGCCUCCUACUUUCAACACUCGUAUCCUCGCCGCAACGCAUCUUCCACGGCGGCGACGACGACAACUCUCUCGACUGCACCUUACGCCUCUGAAGUUAACGCUACCGGAGCUACAAAUGACGGCGGCGUUGAGUGUCCUUUCGGUAAAGUGUAUAUCUACGACCUUCCAAGACUGUUUAAUGCUGAUCUAGUGGAGAAUUGCCGGGAUUUGGACCCGUGGCACUCGCGCUGUCAGGUGCUGUCGAACGACGGAUUUGGGCUCCCCGCCGCCGGAAUUUCGAAGAUACUGCCGGAGAAUCUCGCGGGGUCAUGGUUUUGGACGGACCAGUUUGCCCUGGAGCUUAUCUUCCACAACCGCAUGGCAAAUUACAAGUGCAGGACCACGGAGCCAGAAUCUGCUACGGCGUUCUACAUACCGUUCUACGCUGGACUCGCGGUGGGUAAGUACUUAUGGCCUAUCAAAGUCAAUUACACUAACGAAGACCGUGAUCGGGAUUGCAAGAUGAUGCUUAACUGGAUCCAGGAUCAACCCUACUGGAACAGAUCGCACGGCGGGGAUCAUUUCAUCACGAUGGGGCGCAUCACAUGGGAUUUCCGCCGGAAGGAAGGUAUGAAUUGGGGCUCUAGUUGCAUAUUCUUGCCCGGAAUGCGAAACAUCACACGCCUGUUAAUUGAGGCUCACCCGUGGGACUAUUUCGACGUCGCUGUGCCUUACCCCACCGGAUUCCACCCCUCCACGGCGGACGACAUCGCCCGCUGGCAGCAAUUCUUGCGCACUCGUCAGCGCAACACGUUAUUCUGCUUCGCCGGAGCGCCACGCCGGUUAAUCAAGAAUGACUUCCGGGCUCUGCUGCUCAGCCAGUGCAACGACUCCGGCGGCGCGUGCCGAGCCGUGGAUUGCGGCGGCACCAAGUGCUCAAACGGCACGUCGGAGAUUCUGGAAACGUUUCUGGACUCCGACUUCUGUUUGCAGCCCCGGGGGGACAGUUUAACUCGGCGGUCGACGUUUGACUGCAUGGUGGCGGGUUCAAUCCCGGUUUUUUUCUGGAAAAGAUCCGCUUACUAUCAGUACAGGUGGUUUUUCCCGCCGGAAACAGAGAGCUACUCCGUUUUCAUACACAGGGACGAGGUGAAAAACGGGACCUUAAUAAAAUCUGUGCUUGAAAAGAUCAGCAAAGAAAAGGUAAAGGAGAUGAGAAAUAAAGUGAUUGAUUAUAUACCCAACAUAAUAUACUCAAAACCCAAUGCGGGUAUAGAGGGUGUGAGGGAUGCCUUUGAUAUUGCCAUUGAAGGAGUAUUGAGAAGAGCUAAUUAAUGAAGGAGCUGGAAGAAGGACACUAGCAUAGGAGUUGACGGCGGUUAUGUUCGUUAUUGAGUAGGAAUUGUUAGUUAUACGUGUGUACUAAAAAAAGUUGGAAUUUGGUAAAAUAAAAAUUCAUAAAUUAGUAAUUUUUGCA
Molecule: messenger RNA, 1950 nt
Organism: Ipomoea nil (Japanese morning glory)
Lineage: Eukaryota; Viridiplantae; Streptophyta; Magnoliopsida; Solanales; Convolvulaceae
Product: xyloglucan galactosyltransferase XLT2
Exons: 1
Coding region: 330-1808 (492 amino acids)
Biological process (GO): xyloglucan biosynthetic process
Molecular function (GO): galactosyltransferase activity
Source: RefSeq, a predicted model, not a curated record